ACAGUACAUCAUCAAGUCUGCCGGAAACGCACAAGACGACGAAGAAGACAGCAGAUAGUCUGCUGGAAACUCACAGGAAGAUAAUUAAGUCAACGGAAGUGAAGUGACCAAGAACAAUUUCCACGUUAACGUUUUUAUUUAGACGUUUAUUAAAACCCUGGAACUUAAAAUGACUAAUUUAACUGUACAUCAUCAUAUACUUACCGCAUGUACUGUCUAAUUCGGGUUAAGGACUUGGUUGAUAGAUGUUAUCUGGGUAAUGCUAGCUAACUGCUAACAAUGGCUAACUGUAUGGUUUUUCACACUCAAAUAUCCUCCAUCAUGGAGGUCCUAGCAAAUGCUGCGGUGGCAGAGAUCUGUAAACUAGUAGACGACGACUAUGCAGUGUUUCGUUUGGAAAUAAGUCAAAGCCAGAAAGAAAACAGGGCAUUGCGGAGGAAACUACUAGAACUGAAGGUGGCACGGGAGCGCGCAGAGAGAACAACACGAGAGCGCGUCCUCGCCAGUAGUGUCAAGAUCCUCGACCGAUACAGAGGAAUGGCAAGAGGUGAAGAACAUGUCACUGGAGGACACAGGAUCUUUGUGAAGCCAGUGGGACUUAAUACACUGAGAGAUGAUAAACCAAUCACUGUUGAUGAGGGGAGUGGAACCUCAACCCAGCACAUUAUCAUGAUAGAGUCUGCAGAGGUUGCAGGUCUUGGAAUCAAGCACGAGAUGUCUGAAGGAGAGGAGGACCCACGGCACAGCAGAGACAUCCAGACUGGAGAGACUGGACCACCCCUUGUAGCCACGGAGGACCCCACCACCACCCCAGCACAAUCCAGGAUCAGAAGCAGCAUCACGGAAGUCAGUGGAAGGCCAGAUGCCGUCCUCAAGUCAGAGACAGACACCAAGACUUUAACUGUAACACAAAGGCAUUUACACAGAGAGAGACAGGGGCUGGGGAGGCUGGGCUGUCCUCCUGCUCCCAGCUCAGAGUAUUUACUUUACGAUAACCCGAGCCCGGUUCAUUCCCAUCGAGACUCAGGUGACGAGACUGGCAAUGAACCGUCUUGUUCUUACACUACAGAGAUGAACCCUGGCACGCCCUUAGGUUUAGAGACACAAACUGGUCCAUUUAGAGGUGAUUGGAACCGGUACAGUAGUAGUGUAUACUCUGAAGGGUGCCUAGAUAAGAAAGGGGAGGUUCUGAUCGUAGAUGAUGUGAAAGUGGAGGGCGAUGUUCCUCCCACAUGGAAUACAGAUAGUCACCUUGGAGACGGACACUCACAAGGCAGAGAUUUCUUAGACAGCAGGGAAAGCUUAAAGACAAAUCUAAAUGUCGCAACCAACUCCCCUUUACAGGCGUUCAGGGAUCGCAACCCAGUGUCCACGUCGAUGGGGCCUUCUGAUUCACACGGCCGCAUUCUUUUCGAUCAGGUAUUGAACUCAAACGACCGGGCUAGAGCCCAGGCUCAGGGAGGGGGAGGUACAUCAGGCAAUAGUAAAGAGAAAAGGUUCCUCUGCAUGUUCUGUAGCAAAGGCUUUAGUUGCUCCCAAAAGGUGGAGAUCCACCAGAGGGUCCACACAGGGGAGAAACCCUUCAGCUGCCCCCAGUGUCACUUGCGCUUCGCAGAGGCUGGCAACCUGAAGAGGCACCAGAGGGUCCACACAGGGGUGAAACCCUUCAGCUGUACCCAGUGUCACAUGCCCUUCGCCCAGGCUGGCAGCCUGAAGAGGCACCAGAGGGUCCACACAGGGGAGAAACCCUUUAGCUGCUCUCAGUGUGAGAAGAGGUUCUCACGCCAGCACCAGCUUAAGAUCCACCUGAAGGUCCACACAGGAGAGAGACCAUUUACCUGUACGCACUGCGGAAAGAGGUUCUCAGAGAGGAGCUGCCUCAGGAUACAUCAGCAGAAAAACCAUUCCACUCUAUAACAUAUGAAGUAACCAUUCCACCCAAUAUCUGAUGUUUAGAUUUCAGCGUUUAAUAUUCCUGGGUAGAAUAUUGCAUCCAGACAUGGUGUAAAAUACAGUAUAAGGCAUAUAUAUACAGUGCCUUCAGAAAGUAUUCACACCCCUUUUUCCACAUUUUGUUGUUACAAAGUAGAAUUAAAAUGGAUUUAAUUGUGAAUUGUGAAUUGCUUUGCCACAUUUUUUUGCAGUAUUACUGUAGUGCCUUGUUGCAAACGGGAUGCAUGUUUUUUGGUCUGUACAGGCUCUCUUUUCACUGUGCCAAUUAGGUUAGUAUUGUGGUGUAAUUACAAUGUUGAUCCAUCCUCCGUUUACUAUCACAGCCAUUAAACUCAAACUCUUUUAAAGUCACCAUUGGCCUCGUGAAAUCCCUGAGCGGU
Messenger RNA from Oncorhynchus gorbuscha (pink salmon), 2333 nucleotides. Its product is annotated as zinc finger protein 589-like. Bases 280 to 1917 code for a protein of 545 amino acids. Lineage: Eukaryota; Metazoa; Chordata; Actinopteri; Salmoniformes; Salmonidae. Gene Ontology annotation, biological process: regulation of transcription by RNA polymerase II. Gene Ontology annotation, molecular function: DNA-binding transcription factor activity; RNA polymerase II cis-regulatory region sequence-specific DNA binding. The transcript has 3 exons. The record is from RefSeq and is a predicted model, not a curated record.